AUGCAUGCUUCAGAACCCCCGCCUCGAUUGCAGACCAGCUUCGCCCGUUCCGCCGAGCCGCUGCAGAUGACAGCAUCGCCCAAGCGCAAGCGCGGCCCUUCAGACCCCGCUGUACCGACGACGCAACCCUUCGCACCCCGCCUCGAUACAUCCGCCCUCCCCGGACACAUCGAAGCACGCUGCGCCAGCACCUCCGAUCUCCACAGUAGCGCACCCGGCGCAUUACUCGCAGCAGUCAACGCCGAGUCCGGCUCCGAAAGCCCGCGCUCGCGAGUCGCAAAUCAAUUCGAGCGCUUGCAAAUCCACAAGGGCGGCGGAGGAGGAGGAAGCGGCGGCGCUGUCCCGGUGAUAGACUUCGGUUGCGAUGAUGCAGGCACCAUCGCGACAAAGAAGGCAAAGCACAGCGACAAAUAUGUCGACAGGCAACAGCUAGCACUGCGGGAGGGAGGAAACCCCUUGUCGCAUCCACACGAGCUGAACAGUCCGCCGCCGCAGCCGGUACUGGAGAUUGCGGAAACGCCUCAACCCCCAACUGUCCGCUUCGCCGCCACAGCAACGACAAUCACAGGGGACGGGGGGGCCCAACCGUCACCGUCUUCCUCGCCCUCCGUAAAACUCUUCUUCUCGACGCGCCGCCCGAACCCGAAGCUACAUCGCCGUUCGCAGUCACCUUCGAUCCGGACCUACGCUACGUCAUCGGGCCCCUCGGCCUCCGCAUCGUCAUCCUUGGCGCCGCCGCCAUCCUCCGACCAGGCCGCGUUGACGUGGCAGGACUCGGAGAUCACGGGGCACGAAAUCGACCGCGAGUGCGAUGACGACGGCUACGGAAUUAAUGGGCUGGGCUUCCGCCCAACGCACGCCGUCGCCCAGCACCGCGCGCUCAAGCGCCGCCAGCAGCUAUUGGAAUGGCGCGCGCGCGAGGCGCGAGAGGCGCGGCAGAAGCGGAGCGAAAGGAGGCGGUUGGCUGCGUCAAUCGUUCCCGAGAGGAAGGUGGGCGAGGCACAGAAACGUAUGGUCAGGUUCGAAUGA
This is a messenger RNA of Diplodia corticola, 1029 nucleotides long. RefSeq lists its product as uncharacterized. The record is from RefSeq and is a predicted model, not a curated record. The transcript has a single exon. The coding region runs from base 1 to 1029 and encodes 342 amino acids. NCBI's taxonomy places the organism in Eukaryota, Fungi, Ascomycota, Dothideomycetes, Botryosphaeriales, Botryosphaeriaceae.